Messenger RNA from Scleropages formosus (Asian bonytongue), 2182 nucleotides. RefSeq names its product C3a anaphylatoxin chemotactic receptor. Bases 480 to 1733 code for a protein of 417 amino acids. The record is from RefSeq and is a predicted model, not a curated record. The transcript has 3 exons. NCBI's taxonomy places the organism in Eukaryota, Metazoa, Chordata, Actinopteri, Osteoglossiformes, Osteoglossidae. Gene Ontology annotation, cellular component: plasma membrane. Gene Ontology annotation, biological process: inflammatory response; positive regulation of cytosolic calcium ion concentration; phospholipase C-activating G protein-coupled receptor signaling pathway. Gene Ontology annotation, molecular function: G protein-coupled receptor activity; complement component C5a receptor activity.
AUCUGUAUCUUUCAUUUUACACAUACAGUUCGUCCUCGGUUGUAACAUUUCGCACAGAAAAUGAUCCGUUUGUCCCAUUUCUGUCCUUCUGAGCGAAAACCUCAGUUAGAGCAGCUGCUUAUUGGCCGUUUCCUCAGCGGAGGACGCAGGCUGGCAGGUGUGACUGAACCGUGGAGGUCCACGACAGAGCGGGCAGAAUUAAGACUGGAGCCUGCAGGUCUGCGCACAUCAGCUCGGCUAUUUUACAGUCAUCCUGCGGUCUUACCGGAGCGCCGUGCAGUUGGGGGGAGGGGGGGUAUAAUCUGAGCGCAAAACCUGCGUCACGGCCUCUCGGCACGAGGCGCCACGCGGAGACCCAGAAUUUUCCCUCCGAGUAGCUGCGGGCCUUGCUUUCAGCGCGUAACGUUAGGCCGCAGGACGGGUUGCGCGACCAAAAAAAUGAUCGCCACUCCCCACUCGCAGCAGUCAGGGAGCGAGGAAUGCGUUUUUGCAGAGUGGUGCAAUCGUGCGGCGGAAAUGCAAAGAGGAAUGACGUGAUGAGCUGUCCUCCCACUUCUCUUUUUUCAGUUGUCAGAUUCUGUCUUACCGCACGGCAGCCGAGCGCUUGCUCCGUUUGUGCAAGAGGAACGCGAAUACGGACUAUUUCUUCAGCAGUGUCUCUGUAUGACCCUAGCGCCUACAUGCCUACGUGGACGAUUCCAGGAAGGACCCUUCUCAACACCUCUGAGGUUGUUGAGAAUCCAGUAGCCAGGCCGGAUGACGCAAGCCGCGUGCUCCAGAUGGUGAUCACGGCCAUCAUUUUCCUUGUCGGAAUCCCGCUCAAUGCCCUUGUUGUGUGGGUGCUGGGCCUGCGGAGGAGCCACUACAAGCGCAGCGUGGAAGGGCGUGGCGUGAGCAGCUUCCGGGUAUACGUGGUAAACCUGGCACUGGCGGACCUGAUGCUGCUGCUGCGGACGCCGUUGAUGCUGGGCUACCUGGCACAUCACAAAACGUGGCCAUUCGGCCUGACAGUGUGCCGCCUCAUUAUGUUCCUGCGGGGACUGGGGCUUUAUGCCAACGCCUUUCUUCUCUGUGCCAUCUCCAUGGAGCGCUGCCUGUGCCUGAUGCGACCAGUGUGGUUCCGCAUGCGCCGAUCUUGGUGGACGGUCCCGCUCAUAUGUGCCAUCCUCUGGCUCCUAGCUACGUCCCUCUCUGCCCCCUACAUCUGGACAGCCUGCCUGAUCAACGGCACCCAGUGCUGGGAAAGUACGGGUACAACGAGCCAGGGCCUCUUUAUCACCGAGAGCAUCCUGGGUUUCCUGCUGCCGCUCGUCAUCUUCCUGUCUAGCAACCUGGCCGUGCUUUUUACCGCGCAGCAGGCAGGACAGGCCAUGGCGUCUAGCUCAUCCACCUCGCAGCGCUUCGUCAGGCUCUACCGUGUGCUCUUCUUCACCAUGCUCUUCUUCCUCACCUGCUGGGUACCCUACUAUACCUUCCGCUUCCUCAUGAAACUGGCAGCAGAAAAGCCGGACUGGGAAGACCUGAAGAAGCACUUCGUUAACGGUACUUACAUUUCACUGUUCCUGGUCUACAUAAAGAGCGCAUUGAACCCCCUGAUCUACGUGUUUGCCACGCGUGGUCUCAGGCGCACCAUCCAAGCCUCGCUCAUCUCCACUGUGGAUCGCAUCUUCAAUGACGACACCUCCGAUUACACCCGUCGAAAGUCUCUGCGACGGCAAGAUUCACAGUUUUAACGUCCUUCAGCCAGCUGGACUGGUCACACUUGCGCCAAAGUGGCAUUACUCCUCAGUCAUGGAUUACGGGACUGACACAGUGAACAAUCUGUGCGAGUGCUGUAACGAACCUGGAUCCACACUACUGGGCCUCAGCCUUGGAAAGCCCAUGGCAUAGCCAAGCCUGUGAAUUUAAGUGGACAGAAAUAUAAGGACUUGUCGAAAUCAUAGCACCUGUGACCAGAAGAUUGCAGGUUUGAGUCUCUGGAGGGACAAUGCUGGGGAACCUUUGAGAAAGACACCUCAGCUUUCAAUCGCUGUAAAUGGACAAUAUCUUAGUUGCUCUGCGUAAGGAUGUCUUCUAAUACAUGGAAAUACUUGCAAAGGUGCCCUAACCUCCUAAAGUUUCAAAAGCGUGCCUGUAUGUCUUUUGAGACCUUGCUUAUUCAAUUUAGCAACAGCAAUGUGCU